AUGGUUUUAUGGGCAGUAUUUAAUUUAGUCAAAAAUAUUUUUCGGAUCGUAUUACAAGUAAUAAUUCCAAGACCUGUAAUUACUGAUUCAGCUGCAACUCGCUUAAGAGAUUCACGUUUAACUGCACGAGUCAUACGUGAAUUUGAAACCAAUUAUGGUAAUGUACAUCCUGAUUUCUUUCAAGGAAGUUUUUCGCAGGCGUUUGAUCAAGCAAAAAAUGAUGUUCAUUUCUUGAUGGUAAUACUUGAAGCUGAUGAACAUGACAGCACUGAUAAAUUCAAUCGCGAGACAUUGACAUCUGAACUAUUGGCAGUAUUUUUACAGGAAAAUCAAAUAUUGGUAUGGAUUGGUAAUGUAAAAGAUCCUGAGGCAUUUCAAGCAAGUAUUACAUUACAGGCAACAGCAUAUCCAUUUAUAGCGUUCAUUGUACUACAGUCAUCAAAUGAUAAUCCAGGAUCAAGUCAAAAAAUGACAGUGGUUGAUCAUAUUGAAGGAUUUAUAACACCAGAGGAUAUUGCAGCACGAUUAACAAAUCAAAUAAAUCACCAUGAAAUGAGUAUGCAAAGAAUGCGUAAUAAACAAGUAGAACGUGAAUCUGCACGUCAAAUACAUGAUCAACAAGAUAUGGCUUAUCAGGCUUCAUUAUUAGCUGAUCAAGAGAAAGAACAUAAAGCUCAUGAACCAUCCGAAGCUGAUAAAAAUGUAGCAAGAUUAAGUUUUAGACUUGCCAAUGGUGAAAGAAUCAUCAGACGAUUUAAACCAGAUGAUACUGUUGAGAUGAUGUAUACAUUUGUUGAUACAUGUUUUCUUCUUGAAUAUCAUGUAGAUAAAUAUAAAACUAUAAAAAAUGAAAAGGGUCUUUGGCCAAGUGCUAAUCUUAUUGUAGAAUCACUUGCUAGUGGUUAUGGUAAUAAUAAUGCCAAUGAUGAUUAG
Molecule: messenger RNA, 933 nt
Organism: Entrophospora sp. SA101
Lineage: Eukaryota; Fungi; Glomeromycota; Glomeromycetes; Entrophosporales; Entrophosporaceae
Source: the annotation of a GenBank genome assembly